AUGUCCUCCUCCUCGGAACAAAAAUGGGAACAAAAUCAACAGCCUCUUUUAGGAGAAGAAGAACGAGAAGAACAACAACGACAACACAGAGAGUCGAUGGAGGAAACGACGCAACACCUCAUCGAGGAUUUACAGAUGGAGAGGCGGCAGUCGAUGAGCUUGGAGAGGACGACACUAAUUACUGCUGAUACUACUGCAAACGCGGGGGAGGAUGAUGCGAAGAAGAAUACCGCGGGCACCAUUUCCUCUCUCGAUGGUGGGGAAAAAGAAUUGCCGAAUCAACAACCUCUUGCGCCUCCGUUUAGAUCGGCGGAGACGUUUUUGUCCACGGCGUCGUCGCCGAGAGGUCGCGCGCAAGCGUUUUUGAGGAAUAAGCUCGGGCCGUUUGCCGGUGGUGGUGGAGGAGGGAGUCCCCGAAGCGGCGCGGCGUCGUCGACGCCGGGAACAGAACAGACGUUGCACACGGCGAGGGAGUCCUCGGUGCCGCUUCGGCCUUUGUUGGAUCAGUGCGAAAAGUUACACAGAGAAGGAAGGUUGAGAGAUAAGGCGAUCAUCGACAAUUUGCCGCCGUACAUGAGCUUGACCGAACUUUUACCGCAAACGAAUAAAGUCGCGCUGAGUGGCGGGCACAUGGACCAGAGACAGGCUUUGACGCACGAGGAGUUGAAGAAAUUUAUCGCGCGCUGUCAGAAGGAUUUCGAGAGGUGCGGCGCGACGGCACAUUCGUUGCGUAUCGCGGUGUGCGUUCCAAACGGACCAACGCUGGUGACGAGCUUGUUGGCGACUAUGCACAAGCACUGUUGCGUACCUAUUAACCCGCAAACGACGGUGGAGGAGACCGUGGCGGAGUGUUUGUCCACAAACGUGAGCGUGAUUUUGUACCAAAGAGAUACGGGAGAUAGCGAGAAGAAAAUUAAAAGCGUGGUGGACCAGUUAGGGUUGAUUCCGAUUUUAAUCGUUCCAGAUGAGAAGAAAUCGGGCAUGUUCGAGAUGGAAGGCGAUCCGUUUCGGGUGGACGCGACGCGAAUUAAACGGAAAGUGUUCAGUCGAAGGCAGUUGAAGUCGACGUUUAUGGAAGAUCCCAGAGCGCGCGUCGGAUUGGUGUUGCAUACGAGCGGGUCGAGUGGGAAGAAAAAGGUGGUACCGAUUACGAUAUCACAGCUGGCAGUCGGGGCAAUUGCGAUUGCAUCUUCGUGCGAGCUGAACGAUACGGAUAAGUGUUGUAACUUUAUGCCUUUGUUUCACGUCGGAGGGAUUUGUCGGAACGUGUUGGCGCCAAUCUUUUCUGGUGGCUCGUUAGCGGCGAUGGCGUUUUUCGACGCCAGGGAUUUCUGGAUGACGCUGAAAGCGAGAGAAUCGACGUGGUAUUACGGCGCACCGACCAUGCACGCGUUGAUUCAAAAGUCCGGCGAAGAGAACCCCAAGUUUUUGGAGUACUCGAAGAUUCGCCUGGUCGCCGCGGCGGCGGGGCCGUUGCCGCACACGCUUUCCACACAGUUAAGAAAGACGUUCAACGGAGCCGUGGUGUUGCCUUCGUACGGUAUGACAGAAUGUAUGCCUAUUUCGUGCCCUCCGGCGAAUUACGCUUUGGAGAAACCAGGAUGUUCCGGUCGAGCGAUGUGUCCGGAUAUCGCCAUUUACGAUCCAAACACCGGCGAGGAGUGUAAAACGGACGAAAUUGGCGCGGUAUGCGUCCGAGGCGAGAUUGUCAUGAGCGAAUAUGAAGUAGAUAAAGCCGACGCAUCGUCUUUAGCCAGAGAAGGAUCCGUGUCGGGAAAAUCGUCACCGGCGUUGAGCGGCGCGCAACCGACGCUUGCGAAGUUCUUUGACGGUAAUUGGUUCGAUACCGGCGAUAUCGGUCGUUUAGAUAGCGAUGGAUUUUUAUUCAUCACUGGUCGUUCGAAAGAAGUAAUCAAUCGCGGCGGUGAGAUUAUUUCGCCGAUUGAAAUCGAAGACGCUAUUCAAUCGCACGCGGGCGUUUCUGAAUGCGCCUGUAUUUCUGUGGCGCACGAGACGUUGCAAGAGUGCGUCGGGAUUGUUGUGGUACCAACGCAAGACGCUCUUGCGCAGGCAUCUUUUGCCGCUGGUUUGAAGUAUUUGUGUGAGCACGUCCAAGAUAGAUUACCACCGUCAAAAUGGCCGAGUAUUUUGGUCAUCGCCGAUUCCAUCCCGAAAGGAUUCACCGGGAAAGUCUCUCGUGCAAAAAUUGCCAAGGCAUUAUCCAUUCCAGAAGUGAAAGAAAACGAUAACGAGUUAGAUCGAACGUAUUUUGCCGUAGAUAUGAACCAUGGAACGGAUGAUACCCCUGGAUCUCCGAAAGACGUUGAAGUUAUCCGUGCGAGCGAUAUUGCAAAAGAUCGCGUGACAACGGCGAUGUUAGCGUUGGCCAACGUUGAAGAGGCGGAAACCAUGGUAGAUUCUUCCGGUGUUGUCGUUGGCGUAGUGAAAGUGUCCAACCGAACUGUUGGCGAAGAUGAAAACGAAGACAUGGAGCUUUUAAAGCUCAUUAAACCGAAACUAGCUGGAUGCUUCCACCCGAAAGUUAUCGUUCCGACGAACGUGAUUCCGAGGAACGCCGAAACGGGAGAAGUCGAUUACGAUUAUAUCUUAGGUUUGACAACGAAAGCGCGAGCCGGGAGAAAAAAAUCUGACACAGAGGCGUUGAUUAUUCCGUACUGGGCGGCGACCUUACACGGCGUCGAUCCAGACAUGGUCAACGUAAAGGACGAUUACUUCGCGGUCGGAGGCACGUCUAUUUCCGCCGGUCAGCUGGCGUUCAAGCUUCGAAAAGCGUUUGGGAUGAAAGCGAUGACUGGAGCGGAUAUGUUUGAGCUACGAACCAUCGAAGCGAUUGCAAAGAAGAUUGAUGCGAAAAAAUCCGGUGGAAACUCCAAAGGCGGCUCUGCUGCCGACGAUAAGAGUAAGAAAGUUCCGGUCGGUCCCGUGAAUUGGGUGGAGCCGCAUUCCUCAAUCGCGCAGUCGACUUUGCUCAUCCAGUUAAUUCCGUUGUUCAUCAUUCGACCAAGUUUGACUUUGUUUCGAUGGACGGUGUUUUUGACGACUUGGAGUACAAUUUUUCACACGUUAGCACCGAGCGUUCACUGGUUGCGUCACACGUUGCACUUGAUGGUGACGAGUACUUCCUACGAAGGCACGGCGAGCGUUUUGAAAUUACGACACUAUGGUUCCGUGCAGCUCUUCUCCUUUUUCUUGGCGUUAAUUUGCGUCGAACUGAUUUGCUCGAUUGCGUUUCCGAUGUUUGCCAUUAUUUUCAAGUGGCUUUGCGUCGGAAGGUUACGACCAGGGACGUAUAGGUUAUGGGGUUCGUAUUACUUGAGGUGGUGGCUCGCCGAUCUUGUUCGCGAAAUGUGCGGCUUGGGCGUCUUCAAAACAAACUCGCAAACGUUUACCUUGUACAUGCGUUUGAUGGGAGCGAAUAUUGGUAGGAACGUUUCUGUUUCACCGUCAACAGAUAUUGCAGAGUUUGAUUUGAUCACCAUCAAUAACGGUGCGACAAUUGAUGAGAUUGCCAAAGUGCGCGCGUUUGAAGCGCGACGCGGGGGCAUGCGCUUGUCGCCAGUGUACAUCGGCGAAAAUGCAACCGUGUGCGUUCACGCCAUUAUUGGCCCAGGUGGCAUUGUUCCCGCGAAUGCCACUUUACCACCAUACACAAGUUGGAGAGAGCGCGAUCCGAAUGUGAACGUGCACACGCACAAAGUUUGCGCCAGAGAACGUCUCCCGGGACCGUCGAUGAUUUUCAAGCUUUUUCUAGGCUAUCCGGCAAUCAUGUUUGUACACACCGUACGUUGGGCACCAUGGGCGCUUCUAUUGAAGCUUUUAUACUCCUCUGCGGCCAAAGACGAUAACAUCUUAGCAAACGCCGGCAUGGUCAACUGGCAAAAACAGCUGGAACGCAUCGGCGACGAUACGGACGCCAUGGAAGUGUUCGUCAUGCUCUUAGCUCGACUCUCGUGGCAAGACUGCAUCGUGUGGUUUAUGGAUCCAUUCCGUUUGACGUGUAUUGUCAUGGCGCGUUUGUUACACGAGACCAUUGGUCCUUUGCUUCAAAUCACCGCUGUCAUUUUAGUCAAACGCGUGUACGUUGGUAAAUUUAAGCCCGGAGCGAAUCCAACCGGGUAUUUCGCUCGAGAGUGGGAAUACACACGUCGUUUCUUAAUGUCGCGCUUGCUACCGGAUGGUAAAUUUUGUGGCGCCGGGGAAAUUCUUGGCAAACAUUAUAAGUACACGACUUUCAUUUGGCGUGCGUUAGGUUCGAAGAUUGGCGAACGUAUCUUCUGGCCGGGAAGCGGCGUUCACGUGGCGGAUGGGAUGUACGAUUUAAUCGAAAUCGGUGACGACGUCGUGUUCGGAUCGCGGUCUCGUUUGUACCCGAGCGAUGCUUUAGGUUCUUUGCCCAUCCACAUUGCCAGAGGUGCAAACGUUGCGGAUCGGUGCAUCAUUUACGGUGGCGUGACGUUACACCCGGAAGCUUUGUUGGGAUCUGGUGGCGUCGCUCCGAGACGAACGACGUUGAACGCGGGCAGUAUCCACGUCGGGUCCAGAGACGGACGCGCAGUCAUGCUCAACCCGGGUAAAUCGAGUCACUUGGACGACGAGGUAUCAUUGCGCGUGGUCGAGGCGAAACCUUUUGGUCGUGCAACAUAUCUAGGCUUAGCGACGUACGCUGUGAUUCCGUGGCAAGUCAUGCCGGUCAUCGGGAUCUCCGCGAGAGUAUUGAAAACUGCAUUUAACAUUUUGCCGGUGUAUUUUUCGUGGUACGUCACCGCGUUUUUCACAGCGUCCGUGAUGGACGUCGAGUGGAAGGAUAUACCAGCUUGGCAAUACUUUUCGUUGUUGUACGUGCUAUUUCUCGCGAUCAAAGCGGUACACACGACGCUUUCGAUUGGGUUAGGUUUGAUGAACAAAUGGUUGCUCAUCGGGAAACGUCAACCUGGAAUGUACGCCUGGGAUAAGUCUAGCUAUUGCUUCAGAUGGAAACUUGCCGAUCAGCUGAGUUGGAACGACUAUCCGAAGCUACUUCGAGGCUCUGCGCACUUGUGUGCGUACUAUCGCUUUAAAGGGUGCCAGAUUGGAAACAACGUGUGCUUGUAUCCAACCGGCGCGGAUCCUCCGAUGCCGGAACCUGAUUUGAUUUCCAUCGGCGACGGUGCUUGCGUGAAUUUUGCACAUGUUAUCGCACAUACGAAUACAUUGGGCACUUUUUCGUUGAACACGGUUAUCAUUCGCGAACGCGCAACGUUAUGCUCGGAGUCUCGAGUUAUGGGCGGAUCUGUCAUUGGUCCAGACGCAAUUUUGCUCGACCACACGUUGGCGAUGGUUGGCGACGACGUCGCCGCGGAAGCCAUCUGGCAAGGAUGGCCGGCGAGGCACGUCAUGGAAGAUGCUGAUUUAAAACCAGUAAAGAACACUCCAACCACCGAUAGUGGUUUAUUUCACAAAAAGAACAACACGAAAUGGAAUUCGUUCUUUUCUACUCCGAGAAAACCACGAGGGAAGAGAGGAUACUCGCCGUUAUCGUCGGAUUCUCCGGGCAGCAGGGGAAAAAUGACCGGGAUUAAAGGAGCGUCGUACGGCACUGGUGAUGCGCUGUAA
This is a messenger RNA of Bathycoccus prasinos, 5613 nucleotides long. RefSeq lists its product with no specific name. Gene Ontology annotation, biological process: fatty acid metabolic process. The record is from RefSeq and is a predicted model, not a curated record. The transcript has a single exon. Gene Ontology annotation, molecular function: medium-chain fatty acid-CoA ligase activity. NCBI's taxonomy places the organism in Eukaryota, Viridiplantae, Chlorophyta, Mamiellophyceae, Mamiellales, Bathycoccaceae. The coding region runs from base 1 to 5613 and encodes 1870 amino acids.